GUAAUACUGAAUAUUUCAUAGGUAAAAUGUCUGAAUAUGAAUAAUGGAGAAGAGAUAAACGUUCAAAACAUAUCUGGAGAUGAAAGCAAUCCAUCAGUAGGCUCAGGAAUAUCAGAUGACAGUGGUAUUGAAGACUGGACAGAUGAUAUGGCUGCUCCAAUAGAUCAAGAAGAAGCUGUAGCUCUUAUUCAACCUCAAGAAAAAGAAGAAAAACAAAAUGAAAAUCAAAAACAAAUUGUUAAUCUUUCGGAAAAAGAGGAUGCAAAUAAUGAAAUGGAGUGCAUCUUUCCGAUGCUUCCAAGUAAAUACGAAACAAGUAAACCAACAAGAAGCGAUGUAUUAGAUGAGAAUGGUGUCAAAGGUGUUUGUGGAAUAUAUAACCUUGGCAAUACCUGCUUUAUGAAUGCGAGCAUUCAAUGCAUGAUAGCUACAAAGGCAUUGAACAAUUUAUUUUUAAAAGGAGAUAUUAUACAAAAUAGUUUGGAUCAUACAAAUGAAGCAGCAACAGUACUCUUGUUUUUGGAACGCUUUCAACAACUUAUUCAUAAAGUGUUAAGUGGGAAAUAUUCUCUGCUAUAUCCUAAUGAACUGCAUGCUGCAAUCGCCAGACUACAUCCAGGUUUUGGUGAUUAUAAACAACAUGAUGCUCAAGAAUUUCUUUCGUUUCUUUUAAACAUACUUCAUGACUUUCUGAAUCGUGGAUCAGUUAAAAGCCAGCCAAGAAAAAUAUCAGAAAGUCUUCAACACAGACCACUAUCACUCCCAGAAAAGGAUUUUGCAGAAAAUCUUACUGGUGAAGUGUCAAAACGCUUAAAAAUGGAUAAUUCAUGUCAAUAUGAUAUAAUGCCCAUGGAAUCUGACGCAGAUGCUGGAGUAGAGUGUGAGGAGAGCUUAUCCAAAGCUGAAAAAGUGUGGAGAGAACAUGCUUGCAAUAACCAAUCAAUUAUUGCUGAUUCAUUUUUGGGUCAAUUUCAAAGCGUGAUUUCGUGUGAAAAAUGUGCAUUUGUUUCGACCACAUAUGAACCAUUUAUGAUCUUAUCCUUACCAAUACCACAUGCAAUGGAGAAACAAAUAGUGGUUACGUGGGUUCCAGCUUCAAGUUUCGGCACGUUACCUGGUAUGGUUUUAACAACUAGAUAUCUUGUAACGGUCAACAAAAAUGGAUGCAUGGCUGACGUCAAGAAAGAAUUGAUAACCUUGGUGAAGACUGAAGAUGAGUUUUUAAAUGUAAAUAAUAUUUUAUUUGCUGAAGUUUCAAAGUCAGCUGCUGUCAAAAUACUGGAUGACCGCACCCAGCUUAGUUAUUUAAGUAAAACAAAAGAUAUCUACGCCUUAGAAGUGUUUACAACAAAAGAACUGGACACCCUGCCCAAUGCAGAUUCUGAUGAAAAAUGUGGUGCCGUCAGCGCUGAGUCAGCAAUAAACAGUGCAAGCUCAUGGCAUUCGUGCAGCAUAUGUUUUGAUGAGAUAUAUGAUGACGAAAUGAAGGUCCAUGUGACGUGUGGUGGAAUGAUGUGUGGGUCUUGUUUGCAACACAUGGGCGCAAAUUUCAGCUGUCCAAUAUGCAGUAAAUAUAUAUCACAGGAAGAUUAUACGCCAUUGAUUGAACCCACUGAUUUAACAAAAAAUAAAGACACUAUCAAUACCACUGAAGACGCUGAAGCUAUGCCAUCUGAAGUAUCCGCAGUAAACAGUGCCAGUGCAUGGCGUUCAUGCAGUAUAUGUUUGGAAGAAACCUUUGAUGAAGAGAUCAGAAUACACACAAUUUGUGGAGGAAGCUUGUGUGUUAGCUGUUUAGGAAAAACAGCUGAGUAUCAUUACUUUCAAAAGUUUCCUUGUCCUAUUUGUUCAAAGUACAUAUCUCCAGAAGAAUUUCAGUGUUUGGUGACACCCAGUUCUGUUGGCACCUCGAUCAAACGUUUAAGGCAGGUUUUGGUACCUAUUAUGUUCCGCCACGACAAUUUAAAUGAUAACAGCACAACUCGGAAGUUUCUGCUUUUCGGUCAUCCAGUUGUCGCCUCUCUUCUUUCUGAAGUGAAAGCAUUAAAAGUGUUUGAACUGGUUAAUCAAGUCCUGAGCCCUUUGUCUCAAUUAACCCUGAAGUUUGAUGUCGUAAUAACGGAUGGAUCUGGUCUCUCCUGUGGUCGAUGCGAGAUGUUUAGUUCCUGCAAAGGAUGCUCUGUCACUGAGCAUGAAACCUUGAUGUUAAAACCCGGCGUUUGUUUGGCUGUGCAUUUCCAUGACAACAUUGAAACUGUUGUUACAAUGAUGGAUCACUGUAAAGACGAUAAAACAAUGAGCAUGAAGAGGGAGAGUGAUGUAGUUUCAUUAGACGAAUGUUUGAAAGCGUUUGGGGAGGUCGAGCUACUCACAGAAGACAACCCGUGGUUUUGUCCCCAAUGCCAAGCCAAUCAGAUUUCAACUAAAAGUAUAACAGUAACAAGAUGGCCAGAGGUUUUAAUAGUACAUUUAAAAAGAUUUUACUUUGAAGGCAGUACUGGAUGUAAGAUAACAUGUCCGGUGGAUUAUCCAUUAAAUGAAUUGAACGUGGAUGUGUUAUCGUGUGUUGAUAAUAACUUCGAAUCAAUGAAAUCGUCACAAGUUAAUUAUGACUUAUAUGCUGUAAUUUGUCACACCGGAAGCUUAUAUGGAGGACAUUAUACUUGUUUCACGAAGUACGUCACGUGCUCUGACACAUGUAACGGAAACACAGAAUGGUACUAUUUUAAUGACGAAUCUUUCGAAAAGAUGGAGCCAUCGGAAGAUCAUCGUAGUGAUAGUUAUGUUCUUUUUUAUCAACGAAAAUAAGAUCCUGCAGAUGUACAAAGAAGCGAAAAUUCACCCUUUUUAAAGUAGCCGACUCGGGUUGGCUGCAUCCGUAGACCCGGGUUGGAUACAUCCGCGAACCCUGGCUGGAUACAUCGAAUAAUUUUUGUACCGUGGCGUAAGACGUCGUGUUCACACUGACUGUGAAAUAAAAUUUUAUUUUGUGUUUUAGAUAUAGUUUUGUUACAAGCUCGUGAGCUUGUAUUAAAACGCAAAUGUGUCCUACAAGAAUAGAAAUUUUUGCCUCUCUGAGCACCGACACGGGAGUAGUCGUGUGUUCGAAUCUCAUCUUGGUAACUAUUUUUACUUUUUUUUUCUUUUUACUAUCUCGCCUGCGAGGAUGUGUUUCCAACUCGUAACUAACUAACCAAAUGGUUAAUUGCAACGUCACAAAUUUAAACUUCAUACCUAAACUCUCUAAGUACUUAAAAGUCAUCGGCCAAAUUUGGUAUUUGUUUUCGACAAAAAUUGGCACAGUUAACAAAAAAAUUAUGCUGAACAUAAUAGUGACAUCAUAAUUUUAAUUUUUGUCACCUAAUUGUUAUUUUAGGCCAAAAUUGGACCAAAAAUUAAAAUUACUUUAUUUUCGACAAAAUUUGACAAAGUUAACAAAAAAAGUAUGCUGAACAUGAUAGUGACAUCAAAAUGUUAAUUUUUUGUCAACUAAAUGCCGUUUAAGACCAUAAACGUUCCAUCGCGCGACUUUCAACCAUGAAUGAUAGGCUGCAUUUUUUCUUUUUUCUAGUAAUAUGGUUUUUUAACUAAAGCUAUUUCCUUUUUCGAACAAUUAAGAUCGUAUAUUAUUUUUCUUUAUUUUGCUUUUUCUCACUAAGUGACUUUCUUAUACCCCGUUGUUUUUUUGUUGUUGUUGUUUGUUUUUUUUUGUUUUUGUUUUUUUUGGGGGGGGGUUACUGAAUUUCAAAAAUUUUAGGUGGAGCUUGUGGUCUUUCUUCUUCCUGUCAGUCAGUUUACUCCAGACUGACCUAACGAAAAUUGAAAUUUCGAGGAAUUUUCUAUCAAUAUUAUUGCCUAUCCGAAUAGCAAAAUAUGUCGUGUCUAACUUCGUAACAGAAAUCACAAUUUCAUAGACAGCUUUUUAUAAACUUUGUUGGCGAGGUUGUUUGCGUAUAUCAUACGUCUUGUUUAUAUUUGUAAUGUGUGUUAGUGUACAGAGUUGAAUUAUUACACACCAAUUAUU
Messenger RNA from Hydractinia symbiolongicarpus, 4024 nucleotides. RefSeq names its product ubiquitin carboxyl-terminal hydrolase 4-like. NCBI's taxonomy places the organism in Eukaryota, Metazoa, Cnidaria, Hydrozoa, Anthoathecata, Hydractiniidae. The record is from RefSeq and is a predicted model, not a curated record. Bases 37 to 2808 code for a protein of 923 amino acids. The transcript has 22 exons. Gene Ontology annotation, biological process: protein deubiquitination. Gene Ontology annotation, molecular function: cysteine-type deubiquitinase activity.